GGGAAAGAAGGAGAUUGUUAUUUCUAUCAUCUGCUUCAGCAAUGGACAUCAGUCCAACCUGUGCGUUGAUCUUGAGUGGAAAAACGGCGGCUGACAAUGAAACUGCCAAAUUACUCAAGAGGAAUGACACUUCGAAACUCCCUGACGAUACUGAAAUUUCGGUUUUCUUGCAUUCAGAAAGGGAUGAAUUCCUGGAGGAAAAUGGGUUUCGAAUUGAUUCGUAUUUGAAUGCUCUUUCUACCAAUACUUUUGGUAGAUCUUCUACUCAGGAUAUCAUUUCUCACAACUUCAGCGACGUUCCCCUGGGUACGGUCUGUGUGGCUGAUGUUCAGUUCAAGGGAAGAGGUCGAUCGAAGAAUUUGUGGGAAUCUCCCCCUGGUUGCCUUAUGUUUUCCUUUACUAUUCAAAUGGAAGAUGGGCGUAUUAUUCCUCUAUUACAAUAUGUAAUAUCUCUUGCUAUUACUGAGGCCAUUAAAGAUCUUUGCGACAAAGAGGGUUUACCCUCUAUUGAUUUGAAAAUAAAGUGGCCAAAUGAUCUUUACGUGAAUGGCCUUAAAGUUGGAGGCAUUUUGUGCACUUCAACAUAUAGAUCGAAGAAGUUUAAUGUUACUGCUGGUAUAGGUUUGAAUGUAGACAAUAACAAACCAUCAACGUGCUUGAAUGAAGCUCUUACAAAUUUAUCCAGUACACCUUACAGGUUCAGAAAAGAGGAUAUCUUAGCAUUCUUCUUUAACAAGUUUGAAAGAUUGUACGAUAUUUUCAUAAAUCAAGGGUUUCGGGCUCUCGAGGAACUCUACUAUCAGACAUGGUUGCACAGUGGGCAAAGAGUUAUUGUACAGGAAAAGAAAGAUGAUCAAGAAGUGGAAAAUGUUGUCACUAUUCAGGGGUUGACAUCUUCAGGAUAUUUGCUAGCUAUUGGAGAUGACAGCCAAAUGUGCGAGCUUCAUCCAGAUGGGAAUAGAAGGUGUUGUGUUGUGAUGGUGAAACGGAUGCAGCUUAUUUGAACUUUACAACUGUGAAUUGAGUGAAAAAGAAACAGAAGGGCAAAAGAUUCUUGUGGCGAGGCGCCAUGUCAGACCCAGAAACUGCUACAUGGCAGGUCAAUUUCGAGCUGGUUAGGGUGUUUGUUUGGUAGUGUAAGCAUUAAAAUAAUGGCGUUAACAACACGAAAUGAUCAGAUACUGACUCAGUAGAAACUUGACGAAACUUUGAGAUGACCCAUGUCUAAAAAAGGCAGGUUUGUAGAGUUUUGGGAGGCUGGGGGCCAUGGAAGGACAGAGUUGGCGGUGGGGAGGUGUCCUGAUGUGUGGAGUUGAGGUAAACAAAAGCUGCAAAAGGGGGAAGCCAGCAGCAACUGUGAAACUGGGCUUAUGUUGAGUUUAUGAUGAUGAUGAUGAUGCAGUGGCAAGUAAAAUUCCCUGUUCUGAGUUGCCGCUGUUUCAGCCUUUUGUCUCUCUCUUCGGCUCUGUCUUAUAAUAUCAUCAACUCACCCUCAAUGAUGCGGUAGGUGUCUGGUAUCCUUAUGAUUUAUGAUGUCGCUUCCUUAACACAAAAAUCCAUUACUUCUCUGUCUUGUCGUUUUGGAGGUUUCUAUUGGUAUGCCGUUCAUUGCAAUGUUGUAGUCAUGAUCAUAAUAAGGUAUUGUUGCAACGUAUUGUCAAUUUUUAUUAUGGCUUU
Molecule: messenger RNA, 1677 nt
Organism: Cucurbita pepo subsp. pepo (vegetable marrow)
Lineage: Eukaryota; Viridiplantae; Streptophyta; Magnoliopsida; Cucurbitales; Cucurbitaceae
Source: RefSeq, a predicted model, not a curated record